AUGGCGCAUGCCUUAGCGAAUCUUCGCUCGUGUGUGCAAGAAUUUCAACUACAGGAUCACGAAGAAACUACUUCAAACAUACACAAGCGUUGGUGUAUGUGGGUAGAAAAUUUGGAAUAUUGUUUUACUUUUGAAGGACUAGAUACAGUACCGACAGAAGAUGGGGCUGUCUCACCAGAAGUUAAGAAAAAAGCAGCGCUCCUAGCCUUAGGCGGCCAUCAGUUGCGGGAGCUCUACAACACCCUCGAAGAUACAGGGACGACAUACACUGAGGCAAAGAGGAAGAUCGAAGAGCAUUUCAAAGGUUCAAAGAAUCUCACUGCAGAAAGAUACAAAUUUUUCUGCAUGAGACCACUCUCAACUCAAGAAACUCAUGAUCAAUGGGUUACUCGUUUAAAGACUAAAGCAAGAGACUGUGAAUUUGAUCAAAUGAACAUGAAGGAAGCAAUUAAGUUGGUGGUUACUCUACACACACCGAUUCCUAAAUUGCAAACAGCUGUCAUAAGAGAUGAUAUGACUUUCGAGCAAAUGAUGAAACUGGCACAAUCUAUGGAGCUGGCUCACCGAGAAGUUAGCUACAUGAAGGCAAACACGAUGGAACCUCAUAAUACUCAUUCGGCGGAGAAUAUCGACCUUAACAAAUUGGCACAUUAUGCUGAUCAGCAAGGUAUGCGGCUGGCACCAAAGAAGCCUGCCAACAAAUCAACAAAAAUGGUUGAGUUGUGUCGUUAUUGUGGAGAAACGACACCACACAAAGGAAGUUGCAAAGCAAGAGGUGCCACAUGUAAUAACUGUGGCAAGAAAAAUCAUUUUUCACGAGUUUGUGAAAGCAAGAAAGUCAACUCAGGCACUAAUCUAGAGCAAAAGAGCGUCCGGUAUUCGGACGCUGCCCUAUAG
This is a messenger RNA of Hydractinia symbiolongicarpus, 897 nucleotides long. RefSeq lists its product as uncharacterized. The transcript has a single exon. The record is from RefSeq and is a predicted model, not a curated record. Lineage: Eukaryota; Metazoa; Cnidaria; Hydrozoa; Anthoathecata; Hydractiniidae. Bases 1 to 897 code for a protein of 298 amino acids.